This is a messenger RNA of Marmota monax (woodchuck), 2843 nucleotides long. It is a transcript of the gene St6gal1, whose product is annotated as ST6 beta-galactoside alpha-2,6-sialyltransferase 1. Gene Ontology annotation, molecular function: sialyltransferase activity. The record is from RefSeq and is a predicted model, not a curated record. Bases 467 to 1687 code for a protein of 406 amino acids. Lineage: Eukaryota; Metazoa; Chordata; Mammalia; Rodentia; Sciuridae. The transcript has 8 exons.
GAGGGGAGUCCUGGGCAGGGCUGGCUGGGGAAGACGCCUGGGGCACUGCCCAGCGCUAACAAAGGGAACGGGCUACCGACCAGCGUCAGCGCAGAGCGGGCGGAGCAGCCGCAGCCUUCUUUACUGAGAACGCAGAGAGCACGGGUAGAGCCAGUUGUGCAGAGCUCUGCAGCGAGCAGCCCAGAAAGAAGCAAUGGGUACCAUGGAACCCAGCUGAAAUGAACUGCUCCUUUGAGUCUGUCCCAAGCCUUGGUGCCAAGUUUUCAUCCUAGUGCUGAGAUGUUUUUUGAUCAUCCUGAGAAAAAUGAGCCCUGGCCUCCAGACCUAAUAAAGCAGACCUUGUUCCCAUGGAGAACAGUGCUUGCUCCUGAGGAUCUGGAGGGCCUGCAGCCCCAGGAAUAUUAGCCAGAAGCAGAUUUGUUCUCCUGCUCAGAACAGAGGGGCUUCCCUGAACACAACUUUCAUUAUGAUUCACACCAACAUGAAGAAAAAAUUUAGCUGCUGUAUUGUGGCCUUUCUCCUGUUUGCAGUCAUCUGUGUCUGGAAGGAAAGAAAGAAAGGGAGUUACUAUGAUUCUCUUAAAUUGCAAACCAAGGAAUUCCAGGUGUUGAAGACUCUGGAGAAACUAACCAUGAGGUCUCGUUCCCAGUCUGUGUCCUCAGACAACACUCAGGACCCACAGAAGAACAGCCAGGCCCUCAGUGGUCCCAAGGACUCCACCAAGUCCAAUCCACAAGCCUCCUUCCAAGUGUGGAACAAGGAAAGCUCAUCAAAAAAUCUUAUCCCCAGGUUGCAAAAGAUCUUGAAGAAUUAUCUGAAUAUGAACAAGUACAAAGUGUCCUACAAGGGGCCAGGGCCAGGUGUCAAGUACAGUGCAGAUGCCCUGCGCUGCUACCUUCGGGACCGUGUGAAUGUAUCCAUGGUGGAGGCCACAGACUUUCCCUUCAACACCUCUGACUGGGAGGGCUACCUGCCCAAGGAGAACAUCAGGACCAAGGCUGGGCCAUGGCACAGAUGUGCUGUUGUCUCGUCAGCAGGAUCUCUGAAGUCCUCCCAACUGGGCCAAGAAAUAGAUGAUCAUGAUGCAGUCUUGAGGUUUAAUGGGGCACCCACGGCCAACUUCCAACAAGAUGUGGGCACGAAAACUACCAUUCGCCUGAUGAACUCUCAGUUGGUGACCACAGAAAAGCGCUUCCUCAAAGACAGUUUGUACAAUGAAGGAAUCCUAAUUGUGUGGGACCCAUCUGUAUAUCAUUCAGAUAUCCCAAAGUGGUACAAGAAUCCUGACUACAAUUUCUUUAAUAACUACAAGAGUUAUCGUACGAUGCAUCCCGGUCAGCCUUUUUACAUCCUUAGACCCCAGAUGCCUUGGGAGCUGUGGGAUGUCCUUCAAGAAAUCUCCCCAGAAGAGAUUCAGCCAAACCCCCCAUCUUCUGGGAUGCUUGGUAUCCUCAUCAUGUUGACGCUGUGUGACCAGGUGGAUAUUUAUGAGUUCCUCCCAUCUAAGCGAAAGACUGAUGUGUGCUACUACUACCAGAAGUUCUUCGAUAGUGCCUGCACAAUGGGUGCCUACCACCCACUCCUCUUUGAGAAGAAUAUGGUAAAGCACCUCAAUGAGGGCACAGAUGAGGACAUUUACCUGCUCGGAAAAGCCACACUGCCUGGCUUCCAGAACAUUCACUGCUAAGCAUGGCCCCUAGGCCAUUCUUCUCCAUCAGGCAUUUUAGAGUUGGUCCCUUGGCCACCUGAGCCUGGGAAGACCAUUUUCCUGAACAGUCUCAGGCUGCUUUUUGUCCUAUGUCAGCAAGAGCUCUGGGGAUUCCAGAGCCUGAGGGUCAGAAACCAGCCCCAAAGUGUGAGCCCUGCCUGCUGUCACAUGAACACACAUACCUAACAUUCUCUCUGGACAGCACCCUCCUCUCUUUCCACAUAGGUAAUGCAAGAUCCACCAUUCCUAUCAGUGCUGCCAAAGCUGGGCUUUGUUUUUUUCCCAACUGAAUGAUGCUCUCACAAACCAGAAUUCUAUGUUGCUUGAGAUCUCUACCUAGAUAUUGAUUUCAUGUUUUAAAGAAACGCUCUCAAAAUAUGAUUGUGCUGGGAGCAGGGUGGCUCUGUUGGGGCAAAUAAUUGGCACAGCACAUUGGAAGGAUGCUCAAUUCCUCCUCUAGAGCAGAGCCUCUCCCAAGGCCCUGCCCUGGGGACAUGGCCCUGUCAUCACUGUGGCUGCCUGGGCUGGCUCUCAACCUGGGUAUUUAGGAGCAAAGGGUCUCCAUUAGCCCACUUUUUCUUUUCCAUGUGGAAUCAGCCAGGUUGUGUGUUGUAUUUCAACUCUUCCCUUUUUGUGUCUGUCCCCAAACUCCUCCUAACUCCUAUCUUUUUUCCUCUCCCAAAUUACUUUUAAACAUUUUCUGCUUUCAAAGCAUCCUGACCCCAAUUUCUUUGACCUCAUGGACCUUCUGCAGAAGGUCUCUCAGGGAGUGGGGUGUGGUUUUUGAGGACUUGUGGGUCCCAGAGGUUAUAACCUAUUGAUGAUCACUGACCUUCACAAGGACUGAGAUAUGUGCUGUCAGAACAUCAUGGCCUCCACCCAUUCCCUGCAAAGGAGUGGCAUUUGAGUGUCUGGGCGGAGGCCACCGACUUGUGGUUUGCAAACUUGCUCUUGGCUCCAUUUAGGGUCUGAUUUGGCACAUUCAUUGUAACUUUGAAUCAUGACCAUGGAGUGCUGAGGAAGGUGGCAUUCUGUGGACCUGAGAUACACGUUGUAUGAUUGAGACAACACUGGGUAGAAUAUAGUUUUUAAUUGUUAUUAUUAAUAUAAGGGAUUAAGUUAAUUUAAUUAUGAU